This is a messenger RNA of Gastrolobium bilobum, 1899 nucleotides long. RefSeq lists its product as uncharacterized. Bases 241 to 1686 code for a protein of 481 amino acids. The record is from RefSeq and is a predicted model, not a curated record. The transcript is spliced from 5 exons. Lineage: Eukaryota; Viridiplantae; Streptophyta; Magnoliopsida; Fabales; Fabaceae.
GUUGCUGCUCUCUUCUCAGUUCUCAACCUCAGACUCACACACUACAACCUUGGAUUCGCAGAAAGAGUGACCAAUUUUGUCUCUGUAAAAACACACUUCACUGAGAGCUGUGUUUUGAACUGUUGUUUGAUGGUUACCCGUUAUGAUUUCAGGAUCACUUUGACUGUUUGAAUUGUCCAGCACCAACUUCUGGUAUUACUAUCGUGUGAUUACUCGAGAGUUCUUCCAUAGAAGGUAUAGAUGAGCUCUAGAAUCCCAUCUCAUCAGCUUAGCAAUGGCCUUUAUGUAUCAGGGCGGCCAGAGCAGCCCAAAGAAAGGACUCCAACCAUGAGUUCAACAGCUGUGCCAUAUACUGGUGGAGACAUAAAAAAGUCAGGAGAAUUGGGAAAAAUGUUUGUUAUUCCUGUUGAUGGCUCUAAGUCUAGGAAAUCUGGACCAAUAACAGGUGCUCCUUCACGGACAGGAUCUUUUGGAGGAGCUGGUUCACAUUCCGGACCAAUCCAGCCUAAUGCUGCUGCACGGGCUGGCUAUACUACUUCAGGCCCCAUGUCUGGUUCAACUUCAAUGAAGAAAUCAAAUUCUGGACCACUGAAUAAGCAUGGGGAACCGGUGAAAAAGUCUUCUGGUCCUCAGUCUGGUGGAGUAACACCAAUCGGGCGUCAAAAUUCUGGAAAUCUUACUCCUGUUCUUCCUACAACUGGUCUCAUUACGUCUGGGCCCAUAUCAUCUGGACCGUUAAACUCUUCUGGGGCUCCUAGGAAAGUGUCUGGUCCUUUAGAAGCGAUGGGUUCAAUGAAGCUGCAAGGUUCUGCUGCUGUUCUUAAUCAAGCUGUGACUGUUCUUAGUCAAGAUGAUGAGUAUUCCUUCAGAAGGAAUUUUCCAAAGGCGAUAUUAUGGUCUUUUAUUCUGCUUUUUGUGAUGGGUUUCAUUGCCGGUGGUUUUAUUCUUGGAGCAGUGCACAAUGCCAUCCUCCUUAUUGUGAUUGUAGUUCUCUUUGGCAUAGUCGUUGCAUCGUGCACUUGGAAUAUUUAUUGGGGAAGAAGAGCUAUUAUGGGCUUCAUUGCUCACUAUCCUGACUCUGAGCUUAGAAGUGCAAAAAAUGGGCAAUUUGUGAAGGUCUCCGGGGUUGUUACCUGCGGUAAUGUGCCUCUCGAGUCAUCUUUCCAGAAAAUCCCUAGAUGUGUAUAUACGGCAACAAGUUUAUCUGAGUAUCGAGGAUGGGACUCAAAACCUGCCAAUCCUACACAACGCCGAUUCACUUGGGGCCUUAGAUUGCUGGAAAGGCGUGUGGUUGACUUUUACAUCUCGGAUUUCCAAUCUGGCUUAAGGGCAUUGGUUAAGACUGGGCAUGGAGCAAGGGUGACUCCUUAUGUUGAUGACUCAGUUCUCAUUAAUGUAAAUCCAACCAAAGAAGAGUUGUCACCAGAGUUCCUCCGGUGGUUGGGAGAGAGAAAUCUUUCAAGUGAUGACCGCAUCAUGCGGAUGGAAGAAGGGUAUAUUAAAGAAGGAAGCACAGUAAGUGUAAUGGGGGUUGUUCAGAGGAAUGAGAAUGUGCUUAUGAUUGUUCCUCCGCCAGAGCCAAUCACAACGGGUUGCCAAUGGACCAAAUGUAUCUUUCCAGCUAGCCUUGAGGGUCUAGUAUUAAGAUGUGAGGACACAUUCAAGAAUGAUGUGAUACCAGUUUAACAGAAUGUCAAUUGUAGCAUCAUUUAAUUGGCAUUCUUAGAUAGUAGUAUUCUUUUCCCCUCUAUUAUUAGUGGUGGUGGAACAUUUUAUUGACAUAUUUUUAUAGAUUAAGAUGGUAAAGUUGUGUGUGUUUUUUUCUCCCUUUAAAUCAUUGUAUAGUGAUGCUUGGUUUGGUGUUCUUUAGGGAUUGUAAACUUUGGUAUUGUUUGAUAC